Messenger RNA from Letharia lupina, 492 nucleotides. RefSeq lists its product as uncharacterized. The record is from RefSeq and is a predicted model, not a curated record. The transcript has 3 exons. NCBI's taxonomy places the organism in Eukaryota, Fungi, Ascomycota, Lecanoromycetes, Lecanorales, Parmeliaceae. Bases 1 to 492 code for a protein of 163 amino acids.
AUGAAAAGCUCCAUAUUGAUUGGCGUUGCUAUAACAGGCUGGAUGAGAGCCUUACCCUCCGUAGCAGCCCAAUGUUCUACCAUCGAGGACGUUAGACUCACGUUCUACAGCCGGCCAGAUAAUGGUCCCCCUCCUGGACCGGACAAUACCUUCGAUUGCGGCCGCGGGAAAGGACUAGAUGGCAAACCUAUCGCGGGAGAUCCUAUUACUUUCGCAACGGCCACCGACAACAACAACCUCCCACGAUGUGGCAUUGUCUACGUUCCGCUUCUACGCAAGUACUUCCGCAAUGAAGACGACUGCGCAGAUUGCAAUCUAUGGACUAGCUUGAACCAAGAGUCCCGAGGAAAUCAUCAAAUCAGCUGUGAGAACAACCUUCCUGAAGGAUCGCAGACCAUCAUCAAGAAUCCUCCAGGCAACCUAGCCGUUGAUAGUAUGCUCUCGCCACCCGCGGAAUACUCCUUGCUCCCUUACGCUGAUCCGCUUCACUAA